UAUAUAUAUAUAUAUAUAUAUAUAUAUACCGAUGUGUAUAGUACUUUACUCCAUAUAAUACUAAUCCAUAAAACCAAGCAACAGCGGUCUUGGAAUUGAUAUGCGCAGAGACUCUGGAGUUCAAAGCGAAACAAAAAUGACGGAUGACAGGCGUGUUCCAGGUUCGAAUAGCUGGGUUGUCUCCACGCUGGGCACGGGUCCCACUAUGUGAACCGAAGAACCACACCGUAAGCUUUUACUUUUCCACGGAGCAUUUAAUGGAGCAAUCCACAGUAAAGAAUCAUCCUUCAAAUGAAAGAACUGUCAUAGAUUCAUAUUUGAUGUCCUGUAGUCUCCAACUCCCCAAUUACCACGAGCAGCAGAGUGGUGAAUUCUUUGCUGAAACGAUCAGGGAAAGCAUGAGUCUACUACUAUCGAUUGCUGCAGUGCAUGUACUGUAUGUAUCUACCACCGUACUGUUAUGCAGGGUGGAUACUAAGGACGCUGGCUUGUUCGGCCGGUAGGAGAG
Molecule: messenger RNA, 508 nt
Organism: Aspergillus alliaceus
Lineage: Eukaryota; Fungi; Ascomycota; Eurotiomycetes; Eurotiales; Aspergillaceae
Exons: 1
Coding region: 144-503 (119 amino acids)
Source: RefSeq, a predicted model, not a curated record